CUUUGUAAUCAUCAUAUCUUGUUCCCGAUUUACCCUUGGGUUCCUCUAUACUCAUCUUGCUUCGACUCUAUUUCUAUCGCCAUCACCGCAUCCCUCCCCUCCAUAUGCGAUCUAAGGGAAAAGCUACAUCUCAGAAUUGGAAGAAUUGUUUCAGUUUCUAAAUAAGCCAGCCAAUAAUCAUCUGAGAACCAACGCAACCCCUUUUCAUCUCCAGAAUUCGGUUGUUGUAUAGAGAAUGGCUGACAAACCCAGCAGAGGUUUGGUGUUAUACGGUGACGGAUUGACUCGAUUCGUCAACCCUUCUCAUACUCAUCUCCAUUCAUUAGCAGCUCAAUCUGUAUGUGGCUUCUUAUCACUCCCUCACUUUCCUCCUACAGAAAAUGUUGAUGGUACAACAGUCGGAGAAUUUCUGAAUUUAGUUGAUGCCUAUGAAGAUUAUACCACUUUGAGUGGAGAGUCUCAAGAUAAGUGCAUAACACCAACUAUAUCAGAGAGGUUUAUGGGUGUUAGAUCAGCUUUAAUUACAGAAAACAUAAGGUUGAGAGCCUGUGGUGGCAAACUUGGCCUUUCGGUGUUGCAGUCAAAUAAGUUAAUCAACAACAGUUCUUCACUUGUUGAUUCACCCGUCAAUCUUGUUGCCAUGGAGUUGCUGAAGCUGCUCGGAAUUCAAGGAGAGAAAGUGUUAGAUACAAGUCAAUUUGACUUGGUUUUUGUACACGUUGGAGCUUGUGAAGAAGGUCAAGUUGGUAAAUAUACGGAGUAUAUUAACUCUUUGGUUGGUGAGAUAAUAUCCAAAGCGAAACCUGAAUCCGAGAUAGGUUCUCGGCUUCACUUGUCUGUUGUGUUGAGUUUUGGGGAUACUUCAAAAGAUGAUGAGUCUAUCUUUAGCUUGUCAAACAAAAAUAGAAACAUGGACUCGAAUUUCGCUUCAUUGUUCCCGAGUCAAAGCUACAGAAUGAAAGGUAGCAAUCCAAGGAGUAAUGUAAGAGACUAUUGCCCAAUGAUGAUUGCUCAAUGGCAAGAUGCUGUUACUCGGAAGGAUACGGUGGAAACCUUCUCUUUUCAAGAUUUCUUGAAGAAUGGUGGAAACCUGACAAUCCCAGCUGAUAGAUUUGUUCAUGAAGUUGCAUUCAAACUUUGGAAGGCCCCAAAGUAUGGAGCUUGAGGUACAUUUUUGUUGUUUGUAACCACCAAAUAAGCCAUGCCUGCUUUCUUUGGCUUUGGGCUUUGAAUAUGCUUUUUUCUGAAUAAAUUCCGACUCCGUACACCAUUACCAAUGAUGGCAUCUCAGGUUAUGUACUUGUUUACAUUCCCCCC
Molecule: messenger RNA, 1317 nt
Organism: Cynara cardunculus var. scolymus (artichoke)
Lineage: Eukaryota; Viridiplantae; Streptophyta; Magnoliopsida; Asterales; Asteraceae
Exons: 7
Coding region: 236-1165 (309 amino acids)
Source: RefSeq, a predicted model, not a curated record